AUGAAUAACGUGUUUCAAUGGUUUGCAACAACAGCGCUGCUGCCGAAUGACAGCAUGGGAGCGAGUCUGGAACAGCUGAAAACUGAUUUUGUUUGCGAUUGGAUCAAUAUGGCGAUCAGAGUUCAUUAUGGAGUUUUCAUCGAUGCUUUGUCACCCGGUCCAGAAGAAGAAGGCCGUCAUUUCGAGCAAACCAAGGAAGGAUUGGCACGCAUACGGCUUUGUGGUAAUGAUGUCAUCUCGCUGGAGACGUGGAGUCGUGUGAUGCCUGAAUGGCUACAGCUGAUCUACGAAAAAUGCAACGAAGAACAACAGAACGAUUUGAAAAUUUUGCUGUGUAAGAUCUUCGAACCCGAUCUCUGCCCGCUUCCGUUCGAGACUGUGAUGGUUUUCGACUUUGUAAGUACAAGGCUUGGCGGAAAAGACUAUCAGGAACUCUUCAAUGCUCUUCAGUGGUUGCACUUGCUCUCGCGCCUCGAAAUCUCCAUUCCACUGGAUAUGCUGCUCGAGAAGUUCAGCUUGGCAUUGUCAGGACUGACCACCAUGGAAAUUCCUCGCCUCGGACAAAACGACCUCGAAGACGACGACGUCUCCAUACACAUUGUCAUCAUUGACAUAUUGGUCCUUCAG
Messenger RNA from Ostertagia ostertagi, 627 nucleotides. The record is from the annotation of a GenBank genome assembly. NCBI's taxonomy places the organism in Eukaryota, Metazoa, Nematoda, Chromadorea, Rhabditida, Trichostrongylidae.